Acanthisitta chloris (rifleman) is the source of this 1523-nucleotide messenger RNA. RefSeq names its product HtrA serine peptidase 1 (gene HTRA1). The transcript is spliced from 8 exons. The record is from RefSeq and is a predicted model, not a curated record. Gene Ontology annotation, biological process: programmed cell death; proteolysis; positive regulation of apoptotic process. NCBI's taxonomy places the organism in Eukaryota, Metazoa, Chordata, Aves, Passeriformes, Acanthisittidae. The annotation marks the transcript as partial. Gene Ontology annotation, molecular function: serine-type endopeptidase activity; protein binding.
GACAAGAACACCCUAACAGCCUGAGGCACAAAUACAACUUUAUUGCAGAUGUGGUGGAGAAGAUAGCUCCUGCUGUGGUUCACAUCGAAUUGUUUCGCAAACUUCCUUAUUCAAAGAGGGAGAUUCCUGUUGCCAGUGGUUCAGGGUUCAUUGUCUCAGAAGAUGGACUGAUAGUGACAAACGCCCAUGUGGUCACCAACAAAAACCGGGUGAAGGUGGAGCUGAAGAAUGGGGAAACAUAUGAAGCUAAAAUUAAAGAUGUUGACGAAAAAUCAGACAUUGCACUAAUUAAAAUAGAUACUCAGGGUAAAUUGCCAGUUCUUCUGCUGGGUCAGUCUGCAGACUUGAGGCCAGGAGAAUUUGUGGUGGCGAUUGGAAGUCCAUUUUCCCUUCAAAACACAGUGACCACAGGCAUCGUUAGCACCACUCAGCGUGGAGGGAAGGAGCUGGGGCUCCGCAACUCCGACAUGGACUAUAUCCAGACAGAUGCUAUCAUCAACUAUGGGAACUCUGGAGGACCCUUAGUAAAUCUGGAUGGUGAAGUCAUUGGAAUCAACACAUUAAAAGUUACAGCAGGCAUCUCAUUUGCUAUCCCAUCAGAUAAAAUAAAAAAGUUCCUAACUGAAUCCCAUGACAGACAAGCUAAAGGAAAAGCUGUAACCAAAAAGAAAUACAUUGGCAUACGAAUGAUGUCUCUAACUCCCAGCAAAGCUAGAGAGCUGAAGGAUCGCCAUAAAGACUUCCCUGAUGUUGUCUCUGGGGCCUAUGUUAUUGAAGUAAUUCCAGAAACACCAGCUGAAGCUGGUGGCCUGAAGGACAACGACGUGAUUAUAAGCAUCAAUGGACAGUCGAUAAGUUCAGCCAGUGAUGUCAGUGACAUCAUUAAAAAGGACAGUACGUUGCACAUGGUCGUACGCAGGGGCAACGAAGAUGUGAUGUUAACAGUAGUUCCUGAAGAAAUCGAUCCCUAACCAGAAACAUGAGCUGGAUUUCAUGUUCCCUUUUAACAGCAAUGGACUGCCUAUAUUCUCUCUGUGCUGGUACAGGAACUGUUAGACUUCUGACCAACAUUCUGCUUGUUCAGUGGAUUAGUAUUGGCCAACAGAGUAACUUCUAAUAGGUUAAAGGUGCAAAAUCAGUGUAAUUUCACAUACUCCAGAUGAUAAUUUUUUUCCUUCUGUAUUAUGUAUGCAAUGUAUUCUUUACUGGCUAUUACAUUCCCUGCUUAACAGAUCGACGUUUGCUUCCCAGUGUUGAGUAGAUUUACUGUUAUUUCCGCUAAGACUUAAACAAAACCCACACACACAAUGUGUGUUGUGGCAUUCAGGUAUUUAUAGGUUAGCUGUGUUUUAACUGGAAAUACCAAUGUAAAGGAGUAGUUGACUUAAAAGAAAACACAAUUGGGAAACAAAGUUUGGUUUAUAAACACAAGGAAAUCCCAACCAAAAUAACCUUUCGAGGAUCCCGUGCAGGACUUUAAUACUAUGAUAUUUUCCUAGUGUUAUUAAAAGAAUUCAACAGUA